GGAGCUGCGCUCGGUCUGAGCAUGCAGGGACUCGUUUAGGGAAAGCAGGGCGCAGACGUGCAAUACAGGCUCACUCCUUGGCCCCUCCACCUCCUCCCACAAGAGCCAGGCCUACGCCCAUGGAUGAGGAGAGGAGUGCCCCUGCCAUCUCCCCAGAGCCACCUGAUGAGGUGGACCCCAGUGUACCAGCUCAACAACCCAGUUCACACGCAACUUUGACCGCAGAGAGCACAAACAGCUGUCCAAACCCAAAGCCCUGUCCUAGUCCAGAUGUGGCCCACACCUAUACUGAGCCCCUCAUAUUGAGGUUAAAUGGCACCCCAGAAAGGUUACAAGGCGAUGGUGAAGACAAGUGGAACAGCAGCCUCUCACACUCAGAGCUUACAACACCCAGCAAGAGUAUCACAUCUCAACCAGCAGCCAGAUCCACACCCAUCCACCACACCCAGCCAUGUCGGACACAGCCCAGCAGCCAACUACGCAACGGAGCCAAGCACCACGCACACACACACUCCCCUCACACGCACUGUCCGCAUCACACACACGCCCUCCAGUCCAACGGGGUCAGGAACGGGGGCCCUCAUGGGCAUCCUAAGCUGGGCUCGCUCCCGAGAGGCGGAUCAUCCACCUCCUCGUCCUCUUCAGCAGGACCCAAACAGACCAAGAAAUUGCAGUCCAACCCCUCCAUCACCUCCCAGAGCAGCAAGAGGAGCAAGAGCAGCUCCAAGAGUAACAGCUCUCAGAUUCCUACAGAGGCACAGGAUGACUGCUGUGUUCACUGUAUUCUGGCCUGCCUAUUUUGUGAGUUCCUAACUCUGUGUAACAUCGUGCUGGACUGUGCCACCUGCGGCUCCUGCGCAGGGGACGACUCGUGUUUCUGCUGCUGCUGUGCGUCGGAGGAGUGUGGCGACUGUGACCUGCCCUGUGACAUGGACUGUGGCAUCAUCGACGCCUGCUGUGAGUCUGCAGACUGCCUGGAGAUUUGCAUGGAGUGCUGCAGCCUUUGCUUCUCCUCCUGAGGGCCCCGGCCACCACCACCAAAGUAGAUGUCUGCUACACACUCCCACAGGCCUAGGAACAACUUUGACCAGUGUUUUUUUAGGGCUGAGAAGCACUACACCUUUGUCUUUGUUGCCUGGGCUCUAUGGUUUACACUAUAUUGGCUGGCGUAAUUGGCUCCACUAUAUGUCCAUUGUUUCUUACAAGGUUUGCCAAGAAAAAGAUGUUGAGAGCAGUCACUGGUGAAUUCUUCCUCCUACUUUAUUGAUCCAACAAUGAGACAGUAGCUUCCCUGCCUUGUCUUUGCUGUUGGUCCAUUGCUACACAGCUGGAUGUAUGGUGCAGAGUCAGUUCCAGCUGUGGUCCACGAGUGUCGGUCUGCCAGGCUGUGCAGAUCGGUCCUCUGGACCUGCACAGUACAAGCUAUUACUACAAUGGAGCCCCUUGUGCCAUCUAAAUAACCGGAGUUCUCCAAGCAUGAAAAAUGACCUCCAAAGGCAAAUGAGAAAAUGGCUCCAUUUAACCGGAUUUUAGUGUUUCUGUAGAUAAGAGCAGCAGCAUAAUGGGAAAAUGGACGCUCAGAUCUUAGUAGAAAUGUAGUGUCCUCCUGUCCUUGGCAAGGUUAAAGUCUUCCAGUUUGAUACAGUGGCCUUUGUGACACACACACACACACACACA
Molecule: messenger RNA, 1677 nt
Organism: Perca flavescens (yellow perch)
Lineage: Eukaryota; Metazoa; Chordata; Actinopteri; Perciformes; Percidae
Gene: mdfi
Product: MyoD family inhibitor
Exons: 5
Coding region: 120-1019 (299 amino acids)
Source: RefSeq, a predicted model, not a curated record